This is a messenger RNA of Macrosteles quadrilineatus (aster leafhopper), 729 nucleotides long. RefSeq lists its product as uncharacterized. Bases 55 to 687 code for a protein of 210 amino acids. Lineage: Eukaryota; Metazoa; Arthropoda; Insecta; Hemiptera; Cicadellidae. The transcript has 2 exons. The record is from RefSeq and is a predicted model, not a curated record.
AGACUUACUGAUAAAGAACUUGAAGAUUCCCGCGCAUUGCAAGAGGAUCUCAACAUGAAGGCGGUCACACUUGCGGGUCUUUUUGGGGUUGUCCUCCUCGCCGUCCUGGCGAACUCUCCUGUGGAGGCAUCCCCUCUGCCGGAACCCGAACCGGAACCGCUACCAGAGGCUAAUCCGGGUAAAAGUCUAGGACCCGCCUAUGAAGCCGACGGAGCUCAGGGCUGCGAUGACGAGGAAGACGGUGGCGGCGGCGGCGGCGGCGGUGGUGGUGGUGGUAGUGGAGCCCUCCUAGACUUGGAGGUCUUACUCUCCGUCGACCUUUCCGGCCUGGGAGAUCUGCUCAACUCUCUGCUAGGUCUGCUCCUGGGAGUAGCAAAGGCUUCUCCUUGCGAGUACGGUGAAUACGCAAAGAAAUUCGAGGGUUUGAUCGCUGAUGUCUACGUGUACGUCAACCUCCUAGGUAUUGAGGUACAAGUGAACCUCCUGAUCAUCCUGGGUCCUCUGUUGGAGGCUGUGCUGGGUCUCGUCGAAGGUCUUCUCCAAGGUUUGCUCAUCGACCUCAGCCUCAUCUUGAACCUGGUCCUCAACCUCCUCGUCACACUCAACCUCAAGAUCGACCUCGGAGUUGCCGUUCAACUAGGAAACCUCCUCAAUCUCGAUGUCCUCGCUCUCCUUAGCCUCGGGUAGAUUAAGUUUUAGUUAUAGCUUUAAAUACACUGACAGUCUUUA